Misgurnus anguillicaudatus (oriental weatherfish) is the source of this 5579-nucleotide messenger RNA. RefSeq names its product patched domain containing 4 (gene ptchd4). Gene Ontology annotation, cellular component: membrane. NCBI's taxonomy places the organism in Eukaryota, Metazoa, Chordata, Actinopteri, Cypriniformes, Cobitidae. The record is from RefSeq and is a predicted model, not a curated record.
ACAUCAGACCGGGGUUGGCUGCUGUUGCAGCAGAGGACGCGAGAGAUGCGCAGAUCAGUGCUUUAAAAGGGGGAGGGAUGGGAUGGACGGCUCGAGAUGAAACCAAAAAGCCUGUAUGGUGAUCAAUAUCUGAGCGUUUUGUUGCAUAUCGCCGCAGUACUUUACAGGUGUAGACUCGAGUAUUCUCAUACGGAUUGACUAAAACGGAGCCACAUGUCACAUGUGCUUCAUAGGAAGAGACGGGGCAUCAUCUGCUGCAAGCCGGAUCUGGAGGAGGAUGCUGCGGCAAGUGAUACACAGAGGGUUGAAAUCUUCUUUCUACUGGCUGGGUUUGUUCGUGAGCAGGCAUCCGGUUUUCUUUCUCACCGUCCCCGCGGUGCUGACCAUCAUCUUCGGGUCUACGGUGCUCAGCAGGUUUAAACCCGAAACCGACCUGGAGAUCCUGGUGGCCCCGACGCACAGCCUGGCGAAGAUCGAGCGGAGUCUCGCCAACAGCCUUUUCCCCGUCGAUCAGUCCAAACACAAGCUGUACUCGGACCUGCACACCCCCGGCAGAUAUGGCAGGCUCAUACUGCUGGACAGAUCCGGGGGAAACAUCCUGGAGCUCGCCGAGCAGGUGCUCCGGGUGCACAAGAGAGUGCUGGAUAUGCGCGUCAAUUACAAAGGCUUCAAUUACACUUUCGCGCAUCUCUGCGUCCUGAGCCACCGGGACAAGAGAUGCUUGCUGGAUGAUAUCAUCACCAUAUUUGAAGACAUUCGGUUGGCUGUUCUUUCCAAUAGCACUUUUGCCAAGGUCCCUGUGAGCUAUCCUAAUACAACGUUAAAGGAUGGUCGAGUGUCCUUCAUCGGCCAUCAGCUGGGUGGCGUGGCCUUGUCCGCGAACAGCCGCGACCAACAGGUCAAAUUCGCCCGCGCCAUCCAGAUCACCUACUACCUCCGGAACCUCGGCCCAGUCGUGCAGGACAUCAUUGCCGAGAGUUGGGAAAGGGAAUUCUGUAAGCUGGUGCACCAGCUGGCUACGGACAGCCAGGAGCUACACAUUCAGUCUCUCACAUCCUUCAGCCUGUGGCGGGACUUUCACAAGACGGGCGUGCUGGCCAAGAGCGAGGUUUUGGUCAGCUUGGUUCUGGUCCUCCUGGCUGCGACCAUCUCUAGCUCCAUGCGGGACUGCCUGCGGGGGAAGCCCUUCUUGGGUCUGUUGGGCGUCCUCACCAUCUGCAUCGCCAACGUGACGGCAGCUGGGAUUUUCUUCAUCUCGGAUGGGAAGUUUAACUCUACGCUGCUUGGGAUACCCUUUUUCGCCAUGGGACAUGGAACCAAGGGGGUCUUUGAACUUCUGGCCGGCUGGAGAAGAACCAGAGAGAGUUUGCCCUUCAAAGAGAGAGUGGCGGAUGCUUUUGCCGACGUGAUGGUGUGUUACACCAUGACCAGCUCCCUCUAUAUCAUCACAUUCGGCAUGGGCGCCAGUCCGUUCACCAAUAUCGAAUCCGUGAAGGUCUUCUGCCAGAGCAUGUGCGUAGCAGUCCUGGUGAACUACUUCUAUGUCUUCUCCUUCUACGGUUCCUGUUUGGUAUUUGCCGGGCAGUUGGAGCAGAACCGCUAUCAUAGUGUAUUCUGCUGUAAGAUCCCCUCCGUGGAGUACCUCGACCGCCAGCCCACCUGGUUUAAAACCAUGAUGAGCGACGGUCACGACCUCUCCACGCACCACGACAGCGUCCCGUACCAGAACCACUUCAUUCAGCACUUCCUGAGGGAGCAUUACACGGAAUGGAUUACCAACACUUACGUCAAGCCUUUUGUGGUUAUCCUCUACCUGAUUUAUGCCUCUUUUUCUUUUAUGGGUUGUUUACAGAUCAGCGACGGAUCCAACAUUAUUAACCUGCUAGCUAGUAACUCGCCCAGCGUCUCGUUCGCGUUGACCCAACAAAAGUACUUCAGCAACUACAGUCCAGUGAUUGGCUUUUACAUCUACGAACCCAUCGAGUACUGGAACUCCACCGUGCAGGAGCACCUGAAGACGUUAGGCCAGGGUUUUAAUAAGAUUUCAUGGAUCGAUAACUACUUUCACUAUCUGAAGGUCGUCAAUGUCAGCGCAUCAACCAAAAGCGAUUUUAUUAACAUCCUCAAGACUUCGUUUCUCCGAAGCCCCGAGUAUAAACACUUUGUGGACGACAUCAUUUUCUCCAAAAACGGAGAUGAGUAUGACAUCAUCGCGUCCAAGAUGUACCUGGUCGCCAGGACGACCGAGAAGACCAGGGAGGAGGUCGUGGAGCUGCUAGAAAGACUUCGACCACUUUCCCUCAUAAACAGCAUUAAGUUUAUCGUCUUCAACCCGACCUUUGUGUUCAUGGACCGCUACAGUUCCUCCAUCGUCUCCCCCAUCCUCACGUCAGGUUUCAGUGUGUUGACCAUUCUCAUCCUCACCUUUUUCCUGGUCAUCAACCCGCUGGGAAACUUCUGGUUGAUCUUGACCGUCACUUCUGUGGAGCUGGGCGUCUUGGGUCUCAUGACGCUCUGGAAUGUAGACAUGGACAGCAUCUCUAUUCUGUGCCUUAUUUAUACUCUCAACUUUGCCAUGGAUCACUGUGCCCCCCAUCUGUACACAUUCGUACUGGCCACUGAGCACACAAGGACUCAGUGCAUAAAAAUUUCAUUGGAGGAACACGGGGCGGCCAUUUUGCAGAACACCUCGUGUUUUGUGAUCGGGAUAAUGCCCCUUCUUUUCGUGCCUUCUAACCUGACCUAUACGCUGUUCAAAUGCUCCCUGCUCACGGCCGGAUGCACAGUGCUGCACUGUUUCGUCAUCCUGCCCGUGUUUUUGACGUUUUUUCCGCCCUCGAAAAAACGGCACAAGAAAAAGAAACGAGCCAAAAGGAAAGAGCGGGAAAGAGAGAGGGAGAGAGAGGAAAUCGAGUGCAUCGAAGUCAGGGAAAACCCUGACCACGUGACCAACGUUUGAAAGGCACGUGCGAGUGCAGGUACAAACAGAGCAGGUCCUGUCCACAAGGGGGCGAUGUCACGCAGCAUAGGUCGAGAAGUGACCAAGUUGUGGCGUUCUCUCCCUUUCUCUCUCUGCUGGGGCGGCACUCACGACCCCAGUGAUCAACAGCAGUGCUGUCCAGAGUUAAAAACAACCCCACACAUCUUGUGCACCCUUCAUCCAGAACAGUGUAUAACAUCUGCAGCUGCUAGCUUAUGUCGGCCAUUCAUUUGACAGGCUCAAGAAGGUUGUUUAGAUAAAACUAGAUGAGACUAUCGAAGGCAUAAAAUGUUUCACUCCAAAAAUUCCAGCAUGAAUCCAAGUAGAGAUUGAACUAAACCUUAUUUUUAGAUCUACAUCAUGUUUUUGAUAUGCAAGCGAGUGGUGUGCAUAUCUGUAGUGGUUUACUUGCGUUUUGUAAGAGCGGACACAGUGCUCUUAUUAAGCAACAACAUAAUUCCUUUUGAUCAGUCUGUGGUUAUGCAUCCUCACAUUUUUCCAGCCUUGUGCUUAUAUAACGAAUCUGAUUCAGACCGAUUCUAUUUAAAAGUAACUUAGUAGCAAUCGGAAGUAGCACUUUUCAGCCUCCAUCAAAUUAUGCAACACUCUCCUAAAAAUAAAAGUUGGCAUGCAUUUAUCAAAAUAUCCUGUAGCAAAAUCUAAUAGUAUGUUUGUCAUUUCUCCUGUAGCAGUUAUGUAGACAUAUUUACUGAGAUUAAAAUUAAUGCAAAAUCACAAGGUGAAAAAUAUUUUCCAUUAUUAAUGGACGAUAACGAUACGCUGAAUAGGGUGCUUUUUAUUUAUUUAUAUUUAAUUUUUUUAAUCUGUCAAGUUUGACAUUUAGGUGCAAUUCAGACUUAAUAUAUAUAUUUUUCUCUUCAGAGUAAACAAACAGGGUUGUGUUGACAAAAGGUGCUUUCUGUAAACACCACAAAUUUAAGAGUUUUACCUGUAUAUCCCAUUUUAAAAAGAUUUACUAAAACACCCAAGCUUCUCAUUCACGAGAUAAAAGAUGUGUAGCAUGUUUUAACGCUGCAUUAAUACAGUCUGUUAGUUAGUUAGUUAGUUUGUUUGUUUGCUUGUUUGUCACCAAACCGUAAACUUGCUUAAACUGAAACAUAAAAAAGACAAUGAAUUUGACUUUACUUUUACUAAUAAUUGUUAUUUUUUUCCAAAGCGGUUCACUGAUGGAUGUUGUCUAAAAUGUGUUGAAUCACAUGGGAAGUAUUGUUAUUUUAAUGUAGCAUGUCUUCUGUCUGUAUUUGUUUGUUUGUUUGUGCGUUUGUGGGGAUAAGCAAUGCAGAUGAUAUACACUGUGUUCACGCUGAAGAAGAUACCUUGCACAAAAUCGAUAAAAAGAUGCAUUCUGGUGGAAAAGAGUGUCUGUUAUGUCAAAAGUGUCGCAGGCGUAUUAGACAUCACAUGACACAAUGUUGUGUAUUAGCAUAGUAGGCGAGUUUGAUCUGUAUGGGUCCUAAAGUACUGACAUACAGCACCACCUGUUGUUUGCUUGUGGGGAAACAGAAGACAAAUGGUAAUGUAGAAAAAAUGUCUUCAUUGAUCUUGCACAGAUAAAUGAUUUCAAUGCUCUGCAGAGAUGGCAAAAUGAGAUCCUGAAGUCUCUCAAUGUUUUGAUGAUCACAGAUUAAAAUAUUUCAUAUAAAUAUUGAUUCAAACUCUAAUUGUCCUGAUUAACAUAUUGGAAUAAACAGUGCAAUGCCAAAUCAAACAUGCAGCACAACUGGUUUUGUGCCUUCCAGUUUAAGCUGAUCCUGGGUCAGUUGUUGAAAUGUAUGCCUCAACAUAGUGUAGAUCGCUGGCCAAAAAUUGUGGGAAAGUCCAAGCGGCAUGUAUACCCUACACAUUUUAUGAUCAUUGGACUGUGCAAACUUUUGUUUUUUUGUAUGUGUUUGUAUGACAUGUACUAGCCAGAGCCUUAUUGAUCCACUUAUUGAUGACUGGCGUCAUUGUAAAGUCAUUCCAAAGGCGAAGGGUCUUUUGUUGAAGUUUUUACUAACCAGAGUUUACUUGAGAGGUUGAGAUAAAUGGACCAAAUGUUUGGCACAGUCUUGGGGAGAAGAGAUAAAGUCCAUUACAAUCCACAAUUGGUUCGCUACAAAACGCUUCAUUAACAAAUGCUGAGCUAAUGCUUUUAUAGGCUGUUUAAGGACAAAAAGUUACAGAUAUCAGGUACCUCUAAUAAAUGGCCACUUUGUUAGAUGCAACAUCUCAAUCAAAACAGGUUUCAUUAGUAGUAGCUACUGUAAUAAAAGAUGUGUGAAGAGUAGUGUCUAAAAUUAUGACAUCCCAUGUUUUGUAACAGUACAUUCACACGAGACGGAAGCGUUAACGCUUGACGGAAGGCUUUUCUGAAGCGUGGCCAACAGCCAAUCACAGUGGCCGCAACACAUGCUCGGUCUUCCAUAAACGUAAUUGGCUGGCUCUGCCUAGGUAAUAUGCAUAAGAUAAUCUGAUUGGCUGAAAUGUUCGACUUCUGCCGCGAGCAACGUCAGUGACGCGGUGCCGACGGAUCCACAAUUCAGUUCGGCAACGCACAAUGUCACCCAUUAACGGUACAUCCACACAGGAAGCGUGGCCA